UUUUGCGUUUCUCAUGUCAUGUGGUCGUUGAGACGGAGAACUUUUUUAAGACCCUCUUAGCUCCCGUAGCUACUGUAUCACGAUGAGAAAUUGUUUGCGCGACCAAACGCCAACGCGGCCUUCUCACCUCAUUGAAAUGGGCUGUGGACUAUUUUUUCUCUCCACGACCUCGACCUCCCGUUGUCAGAGAUAAAAGACGCAAGGCGCACGAAGAAGGCGGUAACGGACCUUUUCUCUUGUGGGAAAAAUCCUUCCUUGCCCCAGUCGUCCUGAUGCUCGACCCGGAGCAGGCGUCUGGGAGCGGCGGCCCAGGCGCUCCUGCGCCCGGAGGAGCUGCACCGGGCUCGUCGUUCACGGAACGUAUUUUCGACCGCGUAGUGACCCAGGCGUGGUUUUUCGAGCGGUACGACACCUACAAGUACGUUCGGGUGUUCGAUGUCCGCCUGGGAAUCACCUACUACCUCUUCUGCACCCUGCUCGGCGUCUACAUCGGCGUGUACAGGAUUUUGUACCUGAACAGUCAGUUCCAGGUUUCCCCCGUGGCGGGGGACGUCAUGAUUACGCCGCUCACACCGUCCGUCGGCAACUGCAACGUCGACAAUGGGUUUACGAACGAAAACCGCAACUGUCGGCACUUCGUGGCGGACACGUCGAAGCUUCCGUUUUGCGACAAGUACGUAGACCCGGGUACUACAGCAGCGGGAACAGGACUUCUAGGCGCGGAGGGGGUGAGCAAGAGUCAGCAUCAUCCUCCCGCUGGUACUACCACGUCCGCAGGUGGCUCUGCGGCUCUUCCGCCCCAAUUUCAACAGAAGCCGACGGUGCACAAACUUCCCUGUUUGCACGUCGAGCCGGACAGUCAGUACUACCCGUUCAUGAUGCACCAAACCACCGCCUUUUUUGUCACGCACGGCGCGGUCAAGCUGCAGGAGGGCUCCUCGUGCAGCAUCGAGAACGAGGAGAAAGCCUACGUUCAGGCGAUCCGCGACCGGAAUCGGGAACGAUUUUCGGGGCAACAAGAAGGACCUGCAGCGGGAGGUGGAACAGCUUCAUCGCUGUCAAGAACAUCAUCUGCAAGAACUUCAGCAGCGGCCAGGACAGGUGAAGAUUCUAGUGAACAACUAAUAUCUCCCUCAGACGAACAACAGCAGCCUCUUUCUUCCGCGACGUCGAUGCAUGGAGAUAAUGAACUUGCCCCACACAACGACGUCGACCCUGCGACCGCGUCUGGUGCGUCGCAAUUUGACGCCAACGGGAACAUUCGCCAGGACAACUACGUGCAGGGAACUGCGAGCCCUGCCGCCCGUCGGAUGAUGUUUUCUUCAUCGUUUGCUCAAGUAGACAGUGAACGGCAGCCACCCUCUGAAGUGCUCGAGCUCGGUGAGGAAAGCCAAAGGACAGACGAGGACGACGACGAAGAUGCAGAUGAAAUAAGUGCAGCAGCUCUGUCAAAAAGCACCGCAGCAACAGAUGCUUUCUUUGUUGCAAGGAGCGAAAAUAAAAUACCUCUAACUUCUGAAACCGACCAAUUAUCUUCAGCAACUCGCCGGCCUCGUGCCGUCGAUGCUUUGGACGCGGUGGAAUACGUAUGAACUGCAAAAGUAUCGUACUCGUAUAAAUGCAUAUACAAAUUCGUAAAGAAAGAAAGAAGCAAGCACUUCGUAUUUUGAAAGCGUCGCGCUUCGUAAAAGCACUUCGUUUGUUGGAGUCGCUACGUGAUGAAGCAGAUAGCUCAUGUAGAAAUAAGCAGCAGAUACUUCAACGCGUGCGCAGCUUGCGGGGGGGUGACUCCUGUGGUCCCCCCCCACUCGUUGCGCCUUUUUCCAAAACUGCAGGGACUUGCUUCCUUUUUUUUCCAGCAGUGGCUGGCGGGGUAAGAUCAAGGCCGGGGCUAGUGACAUUGUUGCAAAGUCAUAGGGCGCAGAGUCUGAUAGCAGUAGCACACAGCACCAAAAUACUUAGCCCAUAGCGUUUUCCGAAGUUCCUCAGUGGCUGCACCUCGCCUCUCUGUCUUAGUCAAAAACAUAAGCACAAAAUGGACUGGCGUAGCCGCGCACAUGCAUGCACGCGGAGGGGAAGAUGGAAUAGAAGGGUGGCGGCAACGCGGGAGCCAGGACGCAGCCCGGAUUUUAUCAAAAAGGUACGGCCUAAGGCCUCGGGAACGCCGAGCACACCCGCGCACUUCUUCGUGAAUCGCCCACCGCUUUUUGUGCGUCAGCUGUGUCGGAAUAAAAAAAAAAAAGCAAAAAAGAAAUCGACCCAUAUCGACCCCCCUUGCUAUUCGUCCCACAGCAUAGCAACGUCCGCCGCGGCUUACGGCUAUAGACGUUAACUAUAUCGUGGGGAUUUUCUAUGCGUGUGUCCGGUCCGAGUUCGAAAAAGGGUUCAGGGGUGGCCCCCCUGUAUGCAUGCGGAUUUAUGCUUCCGAAGGGUUUAGGGUUUUGAUUUGUAUGGACCAAUGCGGCGCGCACAUCGAGUUUCCUGGCAGUGUCGACCUGCUGUACACGGCGUAACCCCCGGCGGAAAUAGACCGGAAAACGCAUCUGAAACUUGAUCGUAAAUUCGUGCGCUCCUAUGGAUGUUUGAAAAUUUUGAUCUUCCCCCCUCCCUCCCCGUAGCCCCAUGUAGAGUUAGUUUUUUUUCCCGCUCUUAUCUUCUUGUCUCUAGUUUUGCUCAAGUCAUUCGCUUUGUUUAUUUAUUCCUCCGUAUUCCCAUUUACAGAAGUAGUGGUAGAUGUAGAAGUAGCGCUAGUGCUCUACCCCUUUAUGUUUUCUGGUCGUCAUUUCGAGUACUAGUUUUAUCAGAUCCAACUUGCUAGCGCUAGUCGGCGCAUCCCGCCUCCUCGCAGGGGCUGCGUUUUUUCCGCCUGGCCAGCGGGUUUGUCGUGGGGGGGGAAAUUGCACUAAUUAGCCUACGACUCUUACACACAUCAUCAUCAGGAAGCCCGAGGGGUUUUUCAUCCUUUCUGACAGCUGACAGCGCUGCCCGCCUCGGAAUUUGCAUUGUUCGCGCGAAUGAAAGAAAUCUUUUCAUCCCCGCUUCGCGGCGACAGAUAAACAUUUCUUUCAUUCGCGCCCGGAUAUUUGCAUGAAGUAAUUCUUGAUUGUGGUUUUCAGUUUGCCAGUCGUAGCUCUCGCAUACAUGUGCGGGCUCCUUUACGUGUUUCGGGUUCCCGCCGUAGUUGCUCAACUUCCCCCUCGCGCGGAGCCGGCAGGGGUUCAGCCGUCCCGUCCUUCCCGUCGUGGGUUCAACGGCCCCCAUCCCAAAGAGACCACUUAGAAAUAAAUUUUUUUUGUAGAAAGCAACUUUUACAGCGGUCGCCCGUUUUGCAUCGGCCGAGGUUGCACAUGCGUCCGGAGUAAUUUCCACUGAAGUCCCUCGGCAUGGGUCAUAUGAUGUUCUUCGUCAGGUCGCGCAGCCUCUAUUAAUGCGAUUCGGGUCGAUCGCGCCCUAUGGCUAGUAUCGGUGAUCCAGUUCGACCAUAUAUUUCGGGGGGCAGUAACGUGAAGGAAAAGCGUUCCUUCGGGGACGCCUAGUAACCACGCAAACACGAACCCGGAUAACGCCCCCUAUGGGCGACUAUCUCCCUAUACAGUGGUCUCUCCCUAUCUUUACUAUUUUUCAGUGCAGCGGCUUACUGCACUUAUCGCCUUACGGAGACUGUGAUCUGACCCCCCUCUACCUCCCCUGGUGGACGUCUGCCGCGGCUUACGGCUCUGGACGUUAACUAGGAUCAGUGCGUUGUGCGGGUUUAGGGUUUUGAAAAUAAUUUUGUAUCUCCCACUGCUGCAUGCACCUGCUGCAAGAACUUGUCAUGCAAAACAGCCUUCGGGCUGUUCCCGCGCUUCAGGAGUAGUCCUGUUGCGUGAGGGCGGCAGAAGAUGAAAAAGUGUGUUGGUUUAGGGGGUUGAAUUUCGUGUGCAUGUGUGAUGCAAAAGACAAAAGAAAAUUCGCGCGUGGGAGCGCAUUACUAAGCACAACGGGCGGGUGCCGUUCCCGCCGUCACACAAUCGAUGAAAAUGAAAAUGAAAUGAAAAGAAAGAGGACGCAACAAAAAAAAAAAAAAAAAAAAAAAAAAAAAAAAAAAAAAUCAGCGAAAACCGACCGGCGUACGAAUUGCCUAGNUUUAGGGGGUUGAAUUUCGUGUGCAUGUGUGAUGCAAAAGACAAAAGAAAAUUCGCGCGUGGGAGCGCAUUACUAAGCACAACGGGCGGGUGCCGUUCCCGCCGUCACUCGGAAUAAAAAAAAAAAAGAAAAAAAGAAAAGAAGAGGACGCAACAAAAAAAAAAAAAAAAAAAUAAAAAGAAACGAAAAAAGAAAUCAGCGAAAACCGACCGGCGUACGAAUUGCCUAGCAAAAAAAAAAAAAAAAAUGCAUAUGCAAAUUUCCUCAGCAUGAGAAAGAAAAUUUGUAAUGCGGAUUUCCCUUAAGAACAAGUUUUGUAAAUGCAUGAUUGCAAUACGAGUACGAUGCUUUUGCAUAGGAUGAUGCGAUCCGUACGACGAAAGCAAAGUGGUGCACGAGGUGGUGCUAUGCACUGCAAAAGUAUCGUACUAGCAUCAAUUGCAUUACAAAUUUUCCCAAGAACAAAAAUAUAAUUUGUCAUGCUAUUUCACGUAGAAAGUUGGAUCUGUCAUGCAUAUCUGCAAUUAAUACGAAUGCGAUACUUUUGCACAGGAGAGGUGCUGCUUGGCGAGGAUGAAAAUGGAACUCCGACAUCUUCUUCCUCCUACCCGCCACUUCGAAAGGAAAAUAAGCAACCCACCGUGCUGCCGCGAGGUGGCACCCUGACCGUUCUCGGGUCGGCUGAUCAUGAACAUGCAGCUGAGCUGCGGAGUCUGGAGCGGUACUGGCAAAACGAAAAUCGAGAAAGGAGAAAACGGGAAGAUAGUAGAAGAGGUGGAGAAGAUGAUGAAACUACAACCAACGCAGACGUUGAUCUCCUUGCGAUGGAUGAUAAUGAUUCUCAAAAACCAAGUAGUAAACCAUCCUCCAUCACUUCACGCAGCACCAGCACAAGUGCCCUCCAGCUCGACGUUGUGAACGACGCCGCGGCCAUCGCGGGACUCCAGGAAGCCGAAGGAACCAUCGAUAGCACAACUCCAUCUGCGGUUCUUCCUUCUGGGCAGGCGGGCGCCGCGUUGAAAGCGGACACGAACGCGGUGGCCACGGCGGACGAGCGAGACCUCGACUGCCCCGGGGGCUUGUGGACGGACGUGGACGAAUUUGAUUGGUAUGCCGCCGACACGCGGGAGCUGUUGCUGCGACUGCGCCCGAUCUUUCACCAGGUGCCCACCGACCUGGCGAAGUAUCCCAUGUAAAAACGCCCCCACCCCACAGUUGUAAUGCAGAUUUGCGAUUACGGGAACGCUUGUAAUGCGCAUCUCCAUGAGAGGCAUUUCCAGUCGUGUUUUGGAAUUUGUAAUACUGUAAACAGGAUGAGAAAGUGCUUUCUCAUGCGGCUUCCCUUGCCAACCAGCACUGCACUGCAGAUGGAAACUUGUCAUGCACAGCGCCCAAAACUUAGAGAUUUGUGAUGCUAGAUUCCCAACUUUACUAUGGGGUGGGGACGUUUUUACUCUGGAAACGAAGAAAAACGUGUUCUACGAGCAGAUCACACCGGGUAUCGUAAGAAAAAACUGUUUCACUGUAAACUUGUAAUGCAGAAAAUGUAUCGCAGAAUUGUUUGUCUUGCUACAGACGCAAGAGAGUGGAUUUUUAGCGGUAUUUUCCCUUAGGAAGCUUGCAUGGCAAAUUUUCUUUGUUGUGUAAAACAAACUUGUGAUGCAAAACCUGCAAAAUCCUAUACAGUGAAACACUUUUUUCGUACGAUACAGGGCCCGACCUGCGCGCCCGGGCAGGCCGCCGCGUGCGUGGACCUCCGCACGGAAACCCACCGGAUCCGGUGCGCGGACGCCCAGGGCUGCUUUAAGAAGCCCAGCGCGGACGAGCUGGCGCACGAGGCGCUGGAGAAGGGGCUAGUGGACCCGGGCAGCGGGAAACUCGACGUUGGGGCACUUAUGAAGGCCUUGAAAGUAUCCUGAGUAAAAACGUCCCCGCACCAGAGUCAAGAUGCGAAAUCUGCUAUACAAAUCCGCCAGCUUUGGUUGUUUCGCAUGAAAAGUCUGUUUUCGUCGUAGUGUAAUCCUGUUUAGAUAGUUCAGAAGCAUUUACAGAUCCACCAUAUCAUGCUGAUUCUAGCAUCACAAAUUUCCAAAUACGAAUAGAAAACGAUUCUCAUCGGGCUCCGCAUGAGAAACGUUUUUGGCAUGCAGAUUUGCCUGACAACUCUGGGGUGGGGACGUUUUUACUCAGAAUAGAAAGCCAACGCGGCCGACGAAGAGGCCACGCAGCCCGACCACGCCGACAUGGUGGAGGAAGUUGCAAAAGACUUGGCCGCCCAGGAGAGUAGUGCUGCCACGGCAGGAAUGGUAAACAACGCAACGGGCACGAACGACACCAGCGUUCUUGCUGGUGCAGCGUCUGAUCCUGGUGCUGCACCUGCCGACAGCACCGGCGCUGCUACUACGAGCAGUACAACAGGAGCAGCGGCGGGGACAACAGGAGCCGCCCCCGCUGGUGAUGAUAUGAUCCAAGACGCUGCACUGGCACCACCAGCUGGAGUCGCCGCGGAUACAACUUCUAGUAGUGCUAGUUCAUCUACUACUGCGUCCGCAUCUACUGCAUCAACUGCUGACGGCACGACGACGCAACAACAAGCUUCGGUUCUUUCCCCGCAAGGACCACCUCCCGGACAUCAGCAGGUCGACGUGAACCAACCGUUUAAUAAAAAUGCCGGGACAGCAGAUCCGAAUCCCGUUUCUUUGCCGCAAAACCAGCAAACAAAUAUGAAUCCAACUGCGGCGGUUACUGCCACGUUUCCAGGGUUGCAGGUGAACAGCGCUCCAAGCAUGACAGCUGGAACUACUGGAACAGUGGCUGGAACUACAGCGACAAGCAGUCCCUCGUCCUGGAUGCAGAUCCCCGUUCCUAUUUCGUCCCUCGACCUCCGCGAGAGUGCUCCUGAGCAGGACAAUUUUAGCGGUGGCGUAGUAAGAAGUAGCGAAGCUCAUGACCAUUCUAGUACGAAAGCCCGUUAUUUAGCACUUUCAACGACGCUUGGGGACAGUCCAGCAGACGAGGAGAAUUCGUUGUGGAGGUCCUGGUUUGACGCCCGUCCUUCUACUUCCAGCUUGCUCUCGUCCGAGGGGUAUCAAAUGUAAAAAUGUCUGGGUCUGGAAGAAUGCAACUUGUCAUGCUAAAUCUGCAGCAUGCAAAAAUCUGUGUUGCAUGAUUACCAAAAGUCGCCCAGUUUUGACCAAGUCGGGAGGCAGUUCUCAUGCAGGAUAGGCAUGAGAAAGAUCGCACAGAAUCUGUUAUGCUAGGUCCUGCAUUCCAGACCUCAUGGGUCAUGGAAAAGCUGCAUGACAAAUCGCGCAUUCUUCCAGACCCAGACACUUUUACAUUUGAUAAGGGGAGGACCGGUACUACGUCAAGCGCGUUCGACGACAACAAUUCACGUGAUCAUUCACUCAGCACCUCCUCACAAGUAGACCAAGCUGAAAAUGAUAAGAAGCCUAAACAGCACGUCAGCUCUGCUACACGUUUUGACGCGCGGCCAGCACUGGAGGCAACUGCACCUCCAGGGGGCUACAACAUGAACUCGUAUCGGGUCGUCCAACAAGUUAGCUCGUCUUCCAACAGAAAGAACUCUGUAAAAUCCCCGCCCAUCCUGCGGUUGGUGGACGACCCUUUCGACGGUUUGCGUGCGGAGCUCGUUCCCGACGAAGAGUUGAACGCGAUGGAAGAAAAGGCGAAGGCCGACGAAGACAAAAAAGCCGCACUGGUCCGUGAAAUAGCUGCGGCCCAGGAGAAGAUGUCAUUCUUGGAAGUGACGGGGUCGUCGGAAGGAAGAACGACAUCAUCUUCAACCGGUGCACAUUUUUCGGGCGCCCCGGAGCUGUCAGGUUCCAGCAUGGGGGCGCCGGUGAGACAAGCAGAUCCCGGGAUGAACGAGGUGAUGACACAGCAGCAGCAGCAAAUAAACGAAAAGGAAAACAAGCUCGACGCGGCAACCGGAGGAGCGGGAACAGCACAAGCUUCGCCUGGACUAUUAAAUACAGCCCUACAUCAACCUGACGCCGCUAUGGAACAACAUCAAGCUUCUACGAAAAAGCAGUCAUCAAUAGCUAGUCCGAUCCGGAGCAAGAAGGUGACCCCGGAGCAGGUGGUAUUCUAAUUAAAAACAUCCCCACCCCAGAGUUGUCAUGCAAAUCUGCAUGCCAAAAAAGUUUCUCAUGCGAAGCCCUAUGAGAAGCUUCUUUUAAUUUUUAGUCGUGUUUUGGGAUUUGUGUGUGAUGCUAGAAACAGCAUGAUAUGAUAGAUCUGUGACGCUGCUGAACUAGCUAAACAGCAUUACACUACGAGCACGAACGUGUCAUGCGAAACAACCAAAGUUGGCUGAUUUGUCUAGCAGAUUUCCCAUGUUGACUCUGGUAUGGGGACGCUUUUACUCAGGAUAGGAGGAGUCCUAUUGCGAGAAGGUGAAGGGCGAGGGCAUCUUCAAGAUGACCAACUUUGACUACUUCAGCGUCGGCCGCAUUCUGGAGCUCGCUAACGUGGACCUGGACUACGUUCCGGAGGGCGAGACCAAGCCGCUGCGCGAAGCGGGCGUCUUGAUUCAGAUGGACGUGGAGUGGACCAACCUGAUUCCGUGGGGCAGCAGUUUCGGGUACAAACCCAUUUCCUACACGUACAAAUUUCGGCGGAUUCCGGGGAUCGAGAUUCUCUACCGCAAGCGCGUGGAAUACGCCACCGCGACCAAACUGUCCGCCUUUGACAUGCAGAGCGCACACAGCGACCCCCGGUUUGUUCCCUACGAUGAAACAAGCGGGGGCCACAACGGAGCAGUGGGAGAUACAGGUUAUAACUCCGGCACUUUCGGUGACGUUGACACAGAAUCUUCUACCACUACCUCCGAACCAAGUACAAUGAUGAAUAGCAAUUAUUACAACGGAGGACAAAGUGAAGCUUAUCAACGCCAAACCUCGUCAAGAAGACCGAAGCAGGUGGAGGUGUGGAUUGCAAUUAUGUCUGGGUCUGGAUGAAUGGAAGGUUUGUCAUGCACAUUUUGCAUGACCGGUGAUGUCUGUGAUGUAUGCUCUAGCAUGACAGGUUUUGGUAGGGCUUCCUAAUGCCUAUACCGCAUGAGAAAUGCACCGGCACCCUCCGCGUAGCAGCUACCGGACUCCCCUUGCUGCCCAUGCAAUACAGAUUUUUUCUAGAAUCGGAAGGCAGCAUCACAAGUUGCAUCCUUCCAGACCCAGACACUUUUGCAGUUGAUAGGAGGCCUUACCGGACAAUUACCGGUGGGUGUUUCAGGGGAACGGGAUCCUCAUCGUGGCCCGCGUUAAGGGCGAGUACGCGGAGUUUAAUCUGUCCUACUUCUGUCUGUGGAUGAUCUCCUUCGUGGCGCUCGCGGCCGGAUUCCAGACGGUGCUGGACUAUUUCAUCCUGUACAUCCUACCGCCGACUAGAAACUACGUCAGUCUCAUGUUUGACUUUGCCAUCUCUCGGAAAGCGGCUUUGGAUGCUGGAGAAGAGCUGGAUCUGGAAGACAACGCCGAUUUAGUGGCUGGGUUGGAGGGGGAGGAAGGAGAAAAUGCGGGCGAUGUCACAGGAGCGCAUCUUCCUGAUAGAAGGAACGCAGCAACAGCUUCUUCUUCUUCUCCGGCUCUCCGAGAAGGGCGGGCAAUCCAACAACAACGCUCGCCGGGGGAUGCACUGAGGCAAACGAGAAACAUACAGGCCAUUCGCCACAGUGGCCGGAGUGGCGGAGAAGGAGUGGAUAUUAUUUAGAAAAUCAUAAUAAAUUUUUGUCAAGAUACUAAACCGCCACCUUGCGCUCCUGUAUGAUGUCACAACAUUGUUGAGAUCAAAAGCAACAACACGUCAAAUCCUAGAUUUUUCCACGGAUGGUCGAAGAGGUGUCGACCACGAAGGUUGUUUCUGUAGAAUGUCUUCCAAUGGUUCAAAAAGUGUGGUUCAAAGACGUGGCCUUUCUUGGGCCAAGGUGACAAGCUGCUUUGUUUUGUUGC
Amoebophrya sp. A120 is the source of this 10097-nucleotide messenger RNA. The record is from the annotation of a GenBank genome assembly. NCBI's taxonomy places the organism in Eukaryota, Dinophyceae, Syndiniales, Amoebophryaceae.